Molecule: messenger RNA, 3605 nt
Organism: Chara braunii
Lineage: Eukaryota; Viridiplantae; Streptophyta; Charophyceae; Charales; Characeae
Source: the annotation of a GenBank genome assembly
CGACGCCCUGGGUAUUAUCACCGGUAGGGCCGAGCAUAACUAGCCAUGGCGGCGAACGGUGCUUGUAACGGCGCGCAGGUGGAUCCCCAUCAUGAAUCGUAUGGAGACAUCCAUCCGCCCGUGACGGCGAAAAAUGUCGAUGAACUGCACUCACUGCAGAAGGCGGCGUCGUCCGAGAAGGUCCCUGCUCCGGCGCAGUCGAUCAGCCAGUCGCUUGCUUCCAUCUCCAACGGCAAACCGGUUUGUCAUCACUCUCGACCUGUUCUUAGUGACACGGAUCUGAAGGUUGCUAAUGUGCUUUACAAUCUAUCUACCGCGGAGCUGUACGAGGAGGCGAUCAAGUAUGAGCAGGGAUCUCACAUCACGUCCACUGGCGCACUGGCCACUCUUUCCGGAGCCAAGACCGGUCGUUCUCCGAAGGACAAGCGCGUGGUGAAGGAGGAUGAGACGUCUGCUGACCUCUGGUGGGGAGAGGGCUCGCCCAACAUUGAGAUGGACGAGGAGACGUUCUUGAUUAACCGGGAGAGAGCUGUGGAUUACCUCAACUCGUUGGACAAGGUGUACGUGAACGAUCAGUUCCUCAACUGGGACCCGAAGAACAGAAUCAAGGUGCGCAUCAUCACUGCACGGCCGUACCACUCGUUGUUCAUGCGCAAUAUGUGCAUUCGGCCGACGCCCGAGGAGUUGGAGGAUUUCGAGCCGGAGUUCACCAUAUACAAUGGCGGGCGGUUCCCGGCCAACCGCUUCACGCACUACAUGACGUCGUCAACCAGCAUCGACAUCCAUCUGAAGAGGCGGGAGAUGGUCAUUUUGGGCUCGCAGUACGCCGGUGAGAUGAAGAAGGGCCUGUUCGGGCUGAUGAACUACCUGAUGCCGAAGAGGGGCAUCCUGUCCCUGCACUCGGGCUGCAACAUGUCCAAGGACGGGAAGGUGUCGCUCUUCUUCGGUCUGUCGGGCACAGGCAAGACCACAUUGUCGGCGGAUCCGAACAGGUAUCUGAUCGGCGACGACGAGCACUGCUGGAGCGACGAUGGAGUGUCGAACAUCGAGGGAGGAUGCUACGCCAAGUGCAUCGACUUGUCCAAGGAGAAGGAGCCAGAGAUCUGGAACGCGAUUCGCUUCGGCACGGUCCUGGAGAACGUGGUGUUCGACGAGCACACGCGGGUGGUGGACUUUACGGACAAGUCGGUGACCGAGAACACACGGGCGUCCUAUCCCAUCGAGCACAUUGAAAACGCCAAGAUUCCAUGUGUUGGCCCGCACGCGAACAACGUCAUCCUUCUCACGUGCGACGCUUUCGGCGUGCUUCCGCCUGUGAGCAAGCUGACUCUGGCGCAAACGAUGUACCACUUCAUGAGCGGGUACACGGCGCUCGUGGCCGGCACAGAGGUGGGCGUGAAGGAGCCGAAGGCAACGUUCUCCGCGUGCUUUGGAGCUGCGUUCAUCGUUUGGCAUCCGGCCAAGUACGCUUCCAUGCUGGCGGAGAAGAUGCAGAAGCACGGCGCGACGGCGUGGCUUGUGAACACCGGGUGGGUUGCAGGAAGCUACGGCACGGGGUACAGAAUGAAGCUGCCGCACACGCGCAAGAUCAUCGAUGCCAUUCACGAUGGGUCGCUCCUCCAGGCCAAGUACACGGCGACGGACGUGUUCAAUCUCGCCGUCCCUGAUCAUGUCGAGGGUGUGCCGGAUGAGGUUCUGAUGCCGCAGAACAUGUGGGCGGACAAGGAGCUGUUUAACACCACUCUGAAGAAGGUUGGUGGGCUGUUCAAGGCGAACUUCAAGAAGUUCGAGGACUACACCGUUGGAGGGGACAAGAAGCUGACGGAGGAGAUUCUGUCGGCCGGACCGCAGCUGUGAAGAGGGUCGGUGGUGGGUGUGGCCAGACGGACAAUAGGAUUUCAGUGUAAGUGUAGUUUUUCAGUAUUGUGAAAUUUCUGUUUUGUUGCAUGGGUGCGCUAGCUCACUCACGGGAUAUGCGUUUGGAAGAGUCUGGGAGAGCGCAUGGAUUGUGUUUUACAUGACGUACAGCUCUCUUCGGGGUGCUUAGAUGCUGCUCUCUCGGAUGUUUCAAACGACUCGCUUUUAUGCUGAGUUGAAGCAAUCUAUAGUGUCAGCCGUAUGCUGCUGCCGAUCAUUGUUCUCGGUUUAGUACAUUGAUUAAGUUAGGGCGUAGACGUCCAGCACAUAGUUACUUUAACUAAUUCGCGGAACACAACUAUUGUUGAUUACAUUUGUUUAUAAGGUCGACUGAUAUGACGGUUUCUUGUCUGUGUUGAACAGAGGAUGUUCAUGUUGAAGUCAGGUGUGCAUGCUGUGAGUACGGGUUGAUACUUGUUCUUAGCCAUCAAGACGGUUUCAUUGUCUUUUAUCGCAGCCAGCGCACUUGUCUGGAUAUUUUACGUAGGGAUUGCUCCGUCAAGCAAUUUCCGUUUUCCUGCAUCCAUUCACUGAUUUGGGUUACUUCGUAAUGUGAGAAUCUAUGGUGUCAUCUACCGAAAUGCGUUCAGUUAUACUUGGCUCCAGAUUGCUCUCCCACGUCAUAUUGAGGAAUUAGCUUCUGCCUCGUCAUAUCGAUCAAUUAGCUUGUUACGAUGCCCGAUGCCCUUCCAUCAAUGGAGCGCGGUCUCUCUCUCUCUCUCUCUCUCUCUCUCUCAAAGAGGGUACUAUGUCAGUCAUGUGAUUUUGCAGUUCGACUUUCGUGUAAGUAGGCGCCGAAUUUGCAAUUCGUCUCUUAUGUAGCCGCAAGAAUUGGACUUUCUGCGUGCGGCUUCUCAAGGCGCUAUCGUUUCCAGUUGCUUGUGAUGGUAAAGCUCCGAGUUAUGUUCCAACUGGUGCGAAUGCUGAAAAGUCGAUUUGCGCUUCCGACGUGCCUUUCUUAGAAAAUUCUUUUUUGUUAUUUCUUUUUCGACAUUUUCAGAUUCUGCUUUCGCAAUUUUAUAUUGCGUUUUCGACAUUUUUAAGUCAUGCUUUAGAUGCUUCGGCGGGUCAUGCAAUCCGUCGACGUUGUCCAGAGGUUGUCAGUGUGUUCACUGUGCUUCUUAUGUGUGUCCUGACGAUGCGUCCGCUGGCCCUUUUGGACCCGUUAGCUUUUUUCUAUCGUUAUGUCAUUGAGUGGGAAGAUGGUGGGCGAAGGGGAUUAAUAAUCCACGGUGGCCCUCGCCGUAGGUCCGAAAUUCGCUUACCAUUAACUACUGCUUUUGAGUACUGCGGCGGAUUUCGAUGUCGCUGCUCUUUCCUUUUCCCGCGAGUGAUGCUAUCGACCGAGGUUGUCGGACUUCCCGUAGACUUUUCCCGAAAGCGAGAACUUCACCACGGGGUGCUUUCGAGAAGAUGAAAUUGUAUCUGUCAGGUUGGAGAACGAUGGUGGACGAACGACAUGAAGGACGAUGGUGGACGAAGAGGAUUUAGGUGGGGCGUUUUGCGGAGGGGUCGAAAUUGAUUUUUGCCGAGGGUGUUUUCACAUGCUAGUGUUCUCUUCACCGUUGUAAUUAUGAUGGUUGUCACGAAUGUUUGUAGAUGGGGCAGACUCGCUUGCUGCUUAUUUUUGUCAAAUGUGCAAUCAGCUGAGCUUCCUAAGCGAGCGUUACCGCUCUAAAUUUGACAAC